Molecule: messenger RNA, 494 nt
Organism: Cinclus cinclus
Lineage: Eukaryota; Metazoa; Chordata; Aves; Passeriformes; Cinclidae
Product: histone H4
Exons: 1
Coding region: 16-327 (103 amino acids)
Biological process (GO): nucleosome assembly
Cellular component (GO): nucleosome
Molecular function (GO): structural constituent of chromatin; protein heterodimerization activity; DNA binding
Source: RefSeq, a predicted model, not a curated record
GGGUGUUGUUUCAGCAUGUCCGGCCGGGGCAAGGGCGGUAAGGGGCUCGGGAAGGGCGGCGCCAAGCGCCACCGCAAGGUGCUGCGCGACAACAUCCAGGGCAUCACCAAGCCCGCCAUCCGCCGCCUGGCUCGGCGCGGCGGCGUCAAGCGCAUCUCGGGCCUCAUCUACGAGGAGACGCGCGGCGUGCUCAAGGUCUUCCUGGAGAACGUGAUCCGCGACGCCGUCACCUACACGGAGCACGCCAAGAGGAAGACGGUCACGGCCAUGGACGUGGUCUACGCCCUCAAGCGCCAAGGUCGCACCCUCUACGGCUUCGGUGGUUAAGCUCGCUCGUUUCUACGGCUUAGCAUUUCUACAGCACAAAGGCUCUUUUCAGAGCCACCCACCCAUUUCAGUAAAAGAGCUCCCGAUCGCUGCCGAAAUACCGGCGUUUCUUUGGUUUUUAGUCUUUCGUUCAUCGCUUGGCUGGGGGACAGUAGCCUUGGGGCAUU